AUGUUUGCCACACACAGGAGUACUCUGACUGAUGUGCGAGGCAGCCAUGGGGGCAGCCGUCGCCUGAGCCGCCAAAUGAGUCUUCCCCCUGCUGUCGAUAACCUCCAGAUGCCCAAGCCUGGAGGUGGCGUCGGUGGAGGUGUACCGCCCGGGAUUCGAGACGGCAGCAGUGGGAUACGGCGAAGCAGCAGUAUCAGCAGUGGUGGUGGCAGCUCUGGAGGCAAGAUGCUGUCUUUGUCAUCCAUGAGCGAAAGCGUCCGCAGCGGCCUGAGCUGCUUCCUAUCGGAGCAGGCCCUGGAACAAGAGGAGAGGCAGCAACGCAGCAACCAGCUGGCCGAGUUCCAGCGCCUGCGUGAGGUACGCGCUGCCGCUCAGCUUAAAAACCUGGAGGACUUCCUUAAGAUGAACCAUGUGUCACUGCGGGACUGUGUGUCCUACACCACUGGUAUGAGGUACAGAAAUCUGGGUAAAUCUGGACUAAGGGUGUCGUGUCUUGGACUAGGGACAUGGGUUACCUUCGGGAGUCAGUUAACAGACGAGAUGGCGGAGGAGCUGAUGACAUUAGCAUACGAAAAUGGGAUUAAUCUCUUUGACACUGCCGAGGUGUAUGCUGCUGGAAAAGCUGAGGUUGUCUUGGGAAGUAUCAUCAAGAAGAAAGGAUGGAGGCGUUCCAGUUUAGUCAUCACCACCAAGAUCUUCUGGGGAGGAAAGGCAGAAACAGAGAGAGGACUGUCUAGAAAACACAUUAUUGAAGGUCUAAGGGCAUCACUGGAAAGACUUCAGCUUGAGUACGUGGAUGUGGUUUUCGCAAACCGGCCAGACCCCAACACUCCAAUGGAAGGAGACCCAUUUCACACUUCAAAGUCCAGAACAUUCAUCAUAGAAGAGACAGUGAGAGCGAUGACCCACGUGAUCAACCAGGGGAUGGCCAUGUACUGGGGUACAUCACGGUGGAGCCCCAUGGAGAUCAUGGAGGCCUACUCUGUGGCACGCCAGUUUAACCUGAUCCCGCCUAUCUGCGAGCAGGCAGAGUACCACAUGUUCCAGAGGGAGAAGGUGGAGGUGCAGCUUCCUGAACUCUUCCAUAAGAUAGGUGUGGGAGCCAUGACGUGGUCUCCACUGGCAUGUGGGAUCAUCUCAGGGAAGUACACUGGCGGAGUACCCCCUUACUCACGUGCGUCACUAAAGGGUUACCAGUGGAUGAAGGACAAGAUACUAAGCGAGGAGGGGCGUCGUCAGCAGGCAAAGCUGAAAGAGCUGCAGGCCAUCGCCGAGCGGAUGGGCUGCACCCUGCCCCAGCUCGCUAUUGCUUGGUGCCUGAGAAAUGAGGGGGUUAGCUCUGUCCUCCUAGGGGCCUCCAGCACUGACCAGCUGAUGGAGAAUAUUGGAGCAAUACAGGUUCUUCCAAAGCUGUCAUCGUCCAUUGCACAUGAAGUGGACAGCAUCCUGGGAAACAAGCCAUAUAGUAAAAAGGACUACAGAUCAUAG
Messenger RNA from Lampris incognitus (smalleye Pacific opah), 1488 nucleotides. RefSeq names its product voltage-gated potassium channel subunit beta-2-like. The record is from RefSeq and is a predicted model, not a curated record. Gene Ontology annotation, biological process: regulation of potassium ion transmembrane transport; transmembrane transport; potassium ion transport. Gene Ontology annotation, molecular function: voltage-gated potassium channel activity; potassium channel regulator activity; transmembrane transporter binding. Bases 1 to 1488 code for a protein of 495 amino acids. NCBI's taxonomy places the organism in Eukaryota, Metazoa, Chordata, Actinopteri, Lampriformes, Lampridae. Gene Ontology annotation, cellular component: extrinsic component of cytoplasmic side of plasma membrane; voltage-gated potassium channel complex; membrane. The transcript has 15 exons.